GUCCUCCGCCGCGGCCGUCCGAGAGGGCAACCGGCCGGUCCCUCGCCAGGCCGCUACCUCCCGAGCUGCAGUCGCCGCCGCCGCCGCCUCGGUGCGGCCACCGCUUCAGAGCCGGCGUCGGUCACGUGAGUCGCCCAGGCCCAGAGAGGCGGCGGCGCCAACAGCUACCCUGCGGCCCGCCUUCCAGCACCAAAGAGGCGCAGGAAGGAGAGACAAACCGCCCGCCCGCCGGCUCCACAAACAGCCCCUCGCUGGUCCUCCAGUCUUCCAGCGAGAAGAAAGAAAGAGCGUCCCCGGAAGCCGCCGAAACUCUGGGGUAGAGCGGCACGCGCUUUUUGCUUUUCCGCGUCCUCUUCGGUGGCGGUCGUCGUCCUAGAAAGGGCGGUGGGCUCCACCUCGGCUCAGAAGGGCAGCGGGAGCCGCAGGAAGCCGUCGCGGGAAGCUCAGCAGCAUUGGUGUUGGAGCCUCCGGAUUGCGCUGACCCUGAGCUCUCAGACUCCCCAGUACAAUGACUCAAGCAGAAAUUAAGCUCUGUUCUUUGUUGCUGCAAGAGCAUUUUGGAGAGAUUGUAGAAAAAAUUGGAGUCCAUCUGAUAAGAACCGGUAGCCAGCCACUAAGAGUAAUUGCCGAUGACACAGGAACAUCACUGGAUCAGGUGAAAAAAGCCCUGUGUGUCCUCGUCCAACAUAACCUGGUGAGUUAUCAAGUGCACAAACGUGGUGUGGUGGAGUAUGAAGCCCAGUGCAGCCGGGUAUUGCGAAUUCUUAGAUAUCCCCGGUACAUCUAUACUACCAAAACUCUGUACAGUGACACUGGAGAGCUGAUUGUUGAGGAGCUUCUGUUGAACGGCAAACUGACAAUGUCAGCUGUUGUGAAGAAAGUGGCAGACCGGCUCACAGAGACCAUGGAGGAUGGCAAGACCAUGGACUAUGCUGAAGUAUCAAACACAUUUGUGCGACUGGUAGACACACACUUUGUACAACGCUGCCCUUCGGUACCUACCACUGAGAAUUCAGACCCUGGGCCACCACCACCUGCCCCAACACUUGUCAUUAAUGAAAAGGACAUGUACCUGGUUCCUAAACUCAGCUUGAUAGGGAAAGGUAAAAGGCGGAGAUCAUCUGAUGAAGAUGCUGCUGGGGAGCCCAAGGCCAAGAGACCAAAACAUACUACAGAUAACAAGGAGCCCAUUCCAGAUGAUGGGAUUUAUUGGCAGGCCAACCUUGACAGAUUCCACCAACACUUCCGUGACCAAGCCAUUGUGAGUGCAGUUGCUAACAGGAUGGACCAGACAAGCAGCGAGAUUGUGCGAACCAUGCUCCGAAUGAGUGAGAUUACCACUUCCUCUAGUGCUCCCUUCACCCAGCCAUUGUCUUCCAAUGAGAUCUUCAGAUCCCUACCUGUUGGCUAUAACAUCUCUAAACAAGUUCUUGAUCAGUAUCUCACUCUGCUGGCAGAUGAUCCACUAGAGUUUGUUGGAAAGUCUGGCGACAGUGGUGGAGGAAUGUAUGUCAUCAACCUCCAUAAGGCAUUAGCAUCCCUAGCCACAGCCACUCUGGAGUCCGUCGUACAGGAGAGAUUUGGGUCUCGCUGUGCUAGAAUAUUCCGUCUAGUUUUGCAGAAGAAACACAUAGAGCAGAAGCAAGUGGAAGACUUUGCAAUGAUUCCUGCAAAGGAGGCCAAGGAUAUGCUAUAUAAGAUGCUCUCAGAAAAUUUCAUGUCACUCCAGGAAAUUCCCAAAACACCAGACCAUGCCCCAUCCAGGACCUUCUAUUUAUAUACUGUGAACAUCCUGUCAGCUGCCCGAAUGUUGUUGCACAGGUGCUACAAGAGCAUAGCCAACUUGAUAGAAAGGAGGCAAUUUGAAACCAAAGAGAAUAAGCGUCUACUAGAAAAAUCUCAGAGGGUAGAAGCCAUCAUUGCAUCUAUGCAGGCUACUGGUGCAGAGGAUGCACAGUUACAAGAAAUAGAGGAGAUGAUCACAGCUCCUGAACGUCAGCAGCUAGAGACCCUGAAACGUAAUGUCAACAAGUUGGAUGCCAGUGAAAUCCAGGUGGACGAAACCAUCUUCCUGCUGGAGUCUUACAUUGAGUGCACCAUGAAGAGACAGUGAUCCAGAAGAAGCAUCUUCCUCAGAAGAUCUGGGGGGAUGGAAAAAUAAAGGAGGUGCCUGGAUGCA
Pongo pygmaeus (Bornean orangutan) is the source of this 2179-nucleotide messenger RNA. It is a transcript of the gene POLR3C, whose product is annotated as RNA polymerase III subunit C. Bases 509 to 2113 code for a protein of 534 amino acids. Gene Ontology annotation, biological process: DNA-templated transcription. Gene Ontology annotation, cellular component: RNA polymerase III complex. Gene Ontology annotation, molecular function: single-stranded DNA binding. The record is from RefSeq and is a predicted model, not a curated record. The transcript has 15 exons. Lineage: Eukaryota; Metazoa; Chordata; Mammalia; Primates; Hominidae.